AUGAAGCCAGGAGCGGUAACAGUUCUUUCCUCGCAUGAAAUAAUAGAAUGCGUUAAAACUAUUGAACGAUGGAACAGCCAACCUUCAAUAAGUUUAUGUGUGAAUGCGAAUGAGAACGUGAUAGAACAAAUGACAAUGGAAGAAGAGGAAAGUGUUGCGUCUGGAAGUACUGGUGGAACUGUAAUUCUUGGAGAUAAUGUGGUGGUGACGGAAGAAAGUGAAAUUUGUGUGUAUUUUAUAGGUUUGGACUCGCCUAAUCGAUCCCGAACAAUAAAACGUCUUCGAUCUAUACAAAUUCCAUCUGGCCUACGCCUUUGUAGUCCUGUCAAAUGUCUAGAAUUACCAUUAUCAGCUCGUAAUUUUUAUUCUAUUGUUGAAGAUACACGCAAUGGACGUGUAGGGAUGGGUAUAUGGUCAUGUACGGACGCUGACUUCCAAAAGGAGGAAAGUGAAUCAAUGAGUGCGAGGGUUUGUGAGGGAAAUAUAAAGAAGUUUGAUUUCCCGAUAUUUAGUGUGGAGAUAUCUCCUACUCGACCACAUGAUUUAUUGCUGAUAAAUGAAGGCGGUGGUAUUUCGUUAAUUACGAAUGAUCUUACGCAUAUCAGAGAUGAAUACAACCCGUCAAGAACCCAAACGGUCCGUUGGUGCACGUUGUUCUCUCCCAAAUCAUCCUUUUUAUCGUCAUCAUUCUCUUCCAAAGAUAUAAUUCUCCUUACGCUCAGCAGUAGCAAACUUGAUGGUAAUUCACAUUCAGUUGGUCGGUUGGAUUUUUAUCAUAUACGUUGUAAGAAAGGCGUUAUUGGCCUAUGGGCGAGUCUACAGAUUGAGGAUGAAGCAAACUUUAUAUCUUGCGGAUUUCAUCCUUCCUUGGGUCAAUUGAGUGUUAUAGACCAAGCAGGUGUAUGGAAAAUCUACAGAAUACAUUGCCAUCCGGGUAAGAAUGCCACUCCGUAUAUUAAUAAAUCAUCGGGAGCAAUUGUACUCCCACUAGGAGGAUUUUUACCGUUUUCUCUUGCAAAUCAUCAAACAACCCAACAAAAGUCGCUACCCAAAAAACAAGUACGAGACAUGAUAUCGAUAAAGCCGUUAGGAUCUUCGUUCUGGGCUUUACUAGGUGCGAGGAAAAUUAAUGAUACUGAUGUCGAACAUGUGUUAAGUAUAUGGGAUGGAAUAUAUUUUACUUUACAGACAGAACAUAUCGUUGAAGUAUCCGAACGCAUAAAACAUGUUCUAGCGGGUGAAAUAUUAGCCUAUCAGCUAUUAUCCACACCUCUCGAGUCUUCCCAUCUGAUCUUGGCAACGCAAAGGUCAACUCCCAACUCUGAGUUUAUGAACAUAUCCAUACAUAGCUGUCAAUACGCUAGUGAGAAGAUGACUAUGCUACAUGCCGUUGAUCGUAUGAAGUACAUGGUGAAGUACUUUGGCAUAGACGUCAAUGAUGGAAUUUCUGCCGGACAAGGAUUCACAAGGAGCGGAUAUGAUGCUGUUGGACAUUUGGACUGUGUAUGUAAGAUUACAUUGGAAAUGAGUAGGGCAUGGGGAACGAGUGAGAUUGUCAGGCAUGUGUUGAAAACGCCACCAGAUUCCUCUCAAACCAUUCUCCAAAAUUACGAGACGACUCUCGCUCAACUUGAAAAUCUUGAAUCCCAUACCGUCAUUAACAUGUUGUCUUCAUCUAACCCCGAUGAAUUCACAAAAUAUUUUAUGGAGUAUGUUGAUACAAAAACAAGCGAAGCAAAGGAGGUGUUUCAAAAGAGAUAUUCGUUAAGCGAACGCGACAUGAAAAUAUAUGAAGAGGAAGUGGAGAGAGCGCAGGUUAAUGGGUUUCAAAAGAGAGGUGUGAAGAGAAGUAGUAGCGAUGGUAAUGAUGGUGUUGGGAAACCGCAAUCAGAUUUCUUUUCUUUCAGGGUAAUAAAGUAUCUGAUCGAACACAAUAUGUUGUACGAUAAUGCAGUCGAGGGAGGAAUUAUUAAGGCGCUUGUUGCAUUGAACAACUGGCACCUCCUCCGUUUAACCGUAUUAACCGUACGCGAUAUAUCCGAAUAUUCAUUGAUAAGCUUAAUCAAACAUGCGAUUGCCACUCCAAGGAAGGAUCAUGGCAAAAACCUUCUCCUUCAGAGAUGCCUCUCCCUCGCGAUAUGUAAAUCAAGGAAUAAAAUGCUGAUGAGGUAUAGCUUGCAAGAAUUGACUGUCAGAGAGAUGAUAGAGGUAUUCAAGACCUUGGUUAGAUGGUUUGGGAUGUUGAUGAAGGAUGAAGAGACCAGGGGGAGAAUUUUGAGUGAGAGUAACGAGCAAAGUAUGGCGAAAAAGACGCAGAAAAGUAACAUUCCGAGAUUGGAGCACAUUCUCGAAUUUCUUUCAUUGCUACUCGAUGCCCACUUUACAACCGUAAUUCUUUCGCCCUCUCUUCACCCAUUUCUGACCUCACUCAAUGAAUAUACAUCAUCGGAAUUGUCGAAAUGUCAAUCGUUACAAAAGCUACAUGGUCACCUGUAUGAUUUCCAUCGAAAACACGUGAAGAUACAAAAGGAGAAAGAGGAGAAAAAACUGGGUGUGGGUAGAGAAAAGAUCACAAGGAAGGCGUUUGUGCAUACAGGCGGGAAUGACAUACCGAGUUAUAGUAUUGAAGUUUUUAAGCUAUGA
Molecule: messenger RNA, 2643 nt
Organism: Paraglomus brasilianum
Lineage: Eukaryota; Fungi; Glomeromycota; Glomeromycetes; Paraglomerales; Paraglomeraceae
Source: the annotation of a GenBank genome assembly